GGCGCGAAAAACGCACUGUGUGGCUUUCUGUGUCACACCGUGGGGCGGAUCUAGAGUCCCCGUGGGUUUUUUUUGGUGUCUUUUUAUAUAUAUGUAAAAAAAAAAGUAAACUGCCACAAAAGUAUCGACACAUUUCUUGGAAUCCGGUAACAACUCGGGCAGUUUCAAAAAGGACAAAACAUUUCGUUGGAAAUUCUCGUGAACUGUUGGCUCUUUGGCUGCGGUGGGAUUUUCAGCGUCGCUUUGGGGAUUUCUGAAAACGCCGGACAUUCUUCGGAGGCCGUUGGUGUCAUUUGGUCAUUUCUGGGAAUAAACUCUAGGGGAUUUUAUUAGCUGGAGUUAACAUGGAGUUCGACUGUUACCAGCACUAUUUCUUCGACGAUUUCGACACCGAGGAGGAUUUUUACAAGUCUACCGCACCGAGCGAGGACAUAUGGAAAAAGUUCGAGCUGCUGCCCACCCCUCCCAUGUCUCCCACACGGACUCUGAGCGGCGAUCUGCACCUCUCGGCAGGAGACAAGCUCAGCUGGCUGUCCAAGGUGCUGGGUCAGGACGAGGAGUGCGAGGGUCCCUUCACACCAGACACGGAGGAGUUAUUAGGCAACUUCAGCGCGCACAUCAUCCAGGACUGCAUGUGGAGUAGUUUUUCUGCCAGUAAGCAGCUGGAGAAGGUCAACGGGAGAGUGUCGGCUGCGGCGCAGACCGUUGUGCCCCCGGUGGCACAGAUUUCCGUGAGACCGAGCAAAGCGCAGUGCGUCUCGCCCGCCGCGCUGUUCGCCUCCGCCGCGACAGACUGCGUCGACCCGACUGCCGUCCUCACCUUCCCUGCAAGCAACUGCAGGAAGCCGGCGUCGUCUGGCUCCGAGUCUCGCUCUGAUUCCUCUGAUGAGGAGGAAAUCGAUGUAGUCACUGUGGAGAGCAAACAGAACCGGGUGCGACUGGUGAACGUCCGAAAACCGAUCACCAUCACAGUUCGUGCGGACCCCUGCCCAAAACGCUUCCACGCAUCUGUCCACCGGCAGCAGCACAACUACGCCGCCCGCUCCCCAGACAGCGGGCUAGGGCCUGAGGAGGAUGACGAGGACGACGACGAUGAUGACGACGAUGAGGAUGAGGAGGAGGAGGAGGAAGAAGAGGAUGAGGAGGAGGAUAAAUAUGACGAAGAGCCCCAGAGCAAGCGUACCUGCACAGCAUCCUUUCACCAUCCUGGUUAUUCGGCUCGCGCCUCCCAGCCUACGUCCCCCUCAGAUACUCCCCAAAACUCGGACGCAGAGGACACUGACCGCCGGCGGAACCACAACUUCCUGGAGAGAAAGAGGAGGAAUGAUCUCAGAUCUCGUUUCCUCGCCCUGCGGGAUCAGAUCCCCGGCUUGGAGUCAGCCAAGACUCCGAAGGUGGCCAUCCUGACCCAGGCAACAGAGUACCUCGUGGAACUGCACACCAGGGAGAAGCGACAGCUCCAGGAGAAGAAACGCCUCAGAUCCAGACAUCAGCAGCUUCUUCGCAGGAUAUCUGAACUCAAGCGCCCUUGAGACUCUAACUCUGAUACAAACUCAGUCACUCAAGGACUUAACUUUCAAGUUAUCCGUCACUUUUUAGAGGUUAUCCCUGUCAUAGAGCUCCAUGUAAAUAGCUGCGAAUUUUGCAUUCAGUGGCGGUGGGCUUUCUGUGAAUUGACUGUGUUGGCCUGUGAACCAGUUAUGGGGAAGAGCAGAUGCGUGCUGUUUUUUGUUUUCCUUUGCACAGUCAGUUAUGAACAGAGGGUUUAAUGAAGAUGCUUUUACUGCUAGGGCCAGGAUAUUUCAUGGUAUGCCGUGAUGUGUGACAGUAGACACUUGUAGCCUUCUGAGUGUGUCUGGAAUUUGGUGGUGUUGUCUUCAUUUCUUUGUUGCACAUUGACUGAUGUCUUGAUGCCUUUCAGUGCACAUAAGAGUGAACGAUUCUUCUCCUUGUUUAUUUGGUUUUGUAUGACUGAAGGUGGGAUGUACAUAUAGUUCUGUAAAUAAUAGCUUAUUGCUCCCGGUGAAGGAGACGUGACUUCCUCUGUGUGAUGUACCACCAGGCAGAAAGGAGCUUCUAUUUUGUUAAGAAAAUAGGGAAAAAAAAUGGGCAAAAAAUUUUGAAAAAGCACUGCUGUACUUUAUAUCCACGUGUCACUUUGUGAUUUCAACGCUUCUCCUGUUUUUGAGUUUAAAAGCAUGCAAGCAUCAACAGCAUCAUUAAAUUUUUAUACCAUCUUUGCAUACAAA
Molecule: messenger RNA, 2249 nt
Organism: Mugil cephalus (flathead mullet)
Lineage: Eukaryota; Metazoa; Chordata; Actinopteri; Mugiliformes; Mugilidae
Product: protein L-Myc-1b-like
Exons: 3
Coding region: 345-1532 (395 amino acids)
Biological process (GO): regulation of transcription by RNA polymerase II
Molecular function (GO): DNA-binding transcription factor activity, RNA polymerase II-specific; RNA polymerase II cis-regulatory region sequence-specific DNA binding; protein dimerization activity
Source: RefSeq, a predicted model, not a curated record